AGGAUUGGCUCGGUAGUGCCGCAGCCCGCCCCCUCCUUCCCGCGUCCCCUCCCCGCCAGCUUCGCUCCCUCGCUCCCGUGGCACCGGGGCGUCAGGCACCCAAAGAGCAGCCUGGGGAGCCAAGCUUGGGGGGACGGGCGUGGGAAAAGGGGGGCGCACCUCCCCUUCCCCGCUGGGACGCAGCGCCGGUUGUCCUCACAGCCAACUUGGAGGGACGCACGGAGAGCGUCUCCCAACUUUUCGGCCGGAGGAAGAGACAAAAAAAAAAAAAGAGUGGCCAAAAAAAGAGGAAAUCAAGAAGCUCUCCCAGCCACCCUGCAGCUCCUGGCACCCACCUGUGCAGCAGUUCCCAACAUCAGAUCAGCUUCCAGCAGCAUCUGGGAUGGCCACAGACCCUCCUGGGGACACCUACUUGCCAUGACCAUCGUCAUCACCGGGUGAGAAAGUUUCCUGAAGAACUCACUUCUGCCAAGGCCACCAACUGCUGGGACAUCCCCACGCUGGGUGACUUCAUGAACGUAACGUAGAGCAGGGACGCAGGGGCAGGCAGCAUUGCCACCAGAUCAAAACCAAGGCAAGGCGAUUCGCACCUCCUGGUGAUGGGGAUGUGACACGCCAUCCCGUUGCUGGAAACUGGUUUUGGGUUCUUUGGAAGGUGUGGAACAAGGAGGAUCAAGAUGAGCCUGGGGAAGCUGCCAGUGCUCAGCUGGGUGUCGGGCUCCCAUGGCAAGCGGCGGCUGAAGUCGGAGCUGACACCAGACAUGAUCAGCCCACCGCUGGGAGACUUUCGGCACACCAUGCAUGUGGGACGUGGCGGGGAUGUCUUUGGGGACACCUCCUUCCUCAGCAACCAUGGCGGGGCUGAGCCAGCCAAGGCCAACAACUUUUUUGCCCGCACACUGCGUCAUGUCCGACGGACACCACAGAGGAGACGGGGCAGCGGGAGCCAGGCAGGAGCAUCACCCGAACCCCCGGCCAUCUCGCCCAUCAUCAAGAAUGCUGUGUCGCUGCCACAGCUCAAUGAGACAGCAUAUGACAGCGAUGGCGGUUUGACCAGCAAGUACUCCUUCAAGAAUGCCUCAAACAGACUCUCCAAAGCACACCAGACCUACGGGCUAGAGUCUGGGUUUUGCACCAUCCCUCGUGUCCCUCGCCUGGAAAAGGCUCAGGAGAGCACCUUCCCUGGGGAAGAAGAGCUGGAUCGCUCAGACUCCCUGCUCUCUUUCCGCCUGGACCUGGGGCCCUCUCUCAUGAGCGAGCUCCUCCAGGCAAUGAGCUUCUCUGAAACCAAUGGGAAUCAGGUAGCAGAGGAUGGCCAAGACCCACCUGGCAGCUGUGUGCUCCCACAUAGUGAGGGAACCAAGGACGGAGACCCUCCAGGACCAGACACAUCCCAUGGAGAGCUGAAGGCAAAACCCAGCUUCUGGGACCACUCCGGGCAGGCCGGCUCACUUCUGGGACUGUCCAUCCGUGCCAAUGGACAGGCACAUGGCAUUGAGCAGCCCAGAGAGGAUCCAGCACAGGCCUCGGCACCAGGGGCAGUGCCCGGAGGGACCCUAUGGCAGGGGCACUGGAAUGACUGCUCCAUUGAGGCAGGAGAGUUCGAGCGGGCAGCCCAGGUCCUGGCUCGCCAUUAUGGGGGGACAAGCACCCCACGCAGCUCAGAGAAGGGUGAGGGUGCCCGGCAAGUCUGGACACGGGCUGCCUGGGAGAGCCCCAGCAGCAAAUCGUGGCAGCCACAAGUAACAGCAGCCAGACCGUCCCCGGAGGACACCUGGGACCAAGGAGAGGAGGAGGACGAGGAAGACGAGCUCCCCAGCCUGCAAGAGGGGUACGUUGGCACCCGGGGGGGCCGCAGCAAUUCUUUCGAGUAUGCCGACGAGGAGGAGGACGAUGAAGUCAAGGUGUGAAUGGCCAUCCCAUCAUCACAGCCCCACUUCCAAAGACAUCAGUGCGGUGGUCAUCACCUUCCUUCUUAUCCCCCACCUCUGGUGGCAGACCCAGCAGGCAACUUCCUGGCCUUCACCUUAGGGCAGCAGAGUGCAAGGCGGGCAGGAGGGGGCCCCAUUUCCCACAGGGCCCCCAGGUCUGGCAGGGUGCUGCAAGGAGGGGUGAGGGCUGUGCACUGCACUGUGCCAAGCUACAGCCCUUCUCUUUCCCUAUUAGAUGCCAAACAAACAUUCCCAUGUGCCAAAGAAACCCUCGAGCCCCUUCCCACCCCAGCCCACAUCCCCCCACAAGCAAACGAUUUGCUCAGGAAAGGAAGAAGUAGUGAUAAGCAGGGAUCAGAGAGAGCCCACAGACACUGAGCUCGAUCCCUUGGUGCAAAACCCUGCCCUGAGAAGGUAGGGGUGACCAUGGAGGUGGCAGUGGCAGCCAUGGAGGUGGCAGUGGCUGCACCAGGCACCCAGCCAGCAUUCCUCUUGCGGUACCUUCCCCUUGCCUCCUGCUGCUGAACAUCACUGAGGAAGUCUCUUUGUCCUUGCAGGGAGUCCCCUUGCAGCAGGGAGGGGGAGAAACUUUGUGGUUUGCCAGAGGUGAGACUGUCUGGGCACCAAAUACUGCCUUAAGAACUCCCUUCCCCUUCAACCCACCUCACAACAAGGAGACUCCCUCUCUGCAGCCAUUAUUCCCCACCCUUGUCCCUCUACCCAUUCCCCCCCAAACACCCCUCUUUGCAGAGUGCCUUGUCCCAAGGACACACACGGAGGAUGCUGAGUGCCCCUCUCUGAGCAUCCCCGGGUGAUGCAGCCACCCUGGGACAAGCGGUCUCCACGAUGCCUAGCACAGAAGCGCCUUUGUGCCGUGGUGUGGAGCCAAGAUGUUCGGGGGCUGAGGUCACCAGAAGGACCCUCACAGCACCCUCCUUGUUCUCCGGGACAGACGGGGGUGUACAGUGGGGGGAGAUGCCAUUGGGCUGCGCUCCUACGUGGCUCACCCGCCGCCUAGUCCUUUUGCAGAAUAAAGAGGCUCCAGCGUGCGCGUGCUAUACGUGGGAGCCAGGCAGUCAUUGCAGGCAGGUUAAGGGCAAGCCCUCCUCCCUCAGCCCCCCCCAGAGCAGUGCCAACACGUUCCCAGCUCCAACCAUCAGCACUCAGCAGGGCCAUGCAGGGUCAGCAUCCAGCCCGUGCCAGGGAGAUGGCUCUCAGGAUGAGCUCCCCCUGUUCUCUGCUUCUUGGACUGUGGCACAAGCUCCAGACCAAAGACCUACGUCUGUGAAACAGCCUUUCUGCCCCCACUCUGUACCCCGUGCACUUACUGUCCUUAUUAAAGCAGUUUUGAUACUAA
Messenger RNA from Lagopus leucura (white-tailed ptarmigan), 3288 nucleotides. RefSeq names its product CDC42 effector protein 1 (gene CDC42EP1). NCBI's taxonomy places the organism in Eukaryota, Metazoa, Chordata, Aves, Galliformes, Phasianidae. The coding region runs from base 678 to 1910 and encodes 410 amino acids. The transcript has 3 exons. The record is from RefSeq and is a predicted model, not a curated record.